Messenger RNA from Cotesia glomerata, 1149 nucleotides. RefSeq lists its product as uncharacterized. Bases 275 to 1078 code for a protein of 267 amino acids. The transcript has 3 exons. Lineage: Eukaryota; Metazoa; Arthropoda; Insecta; Hymenoptera; Braconidae. The record is from RefSeq and is a predicted model, not a curated record.
UUCGGAGUUAAAAGAGCGGUUUGCAAAACUUUCUCUGGAAAGUUAUUCAUUUUUUUUUAUUAUUUUUAUAAUGUUACAUAGGGAGUGUGUAUAUUAAUGUGUGAGUACCAUCCUCCCUAUAAAAUUACCUCUCGAACGGUACAUAACAGGGUAAGCGGCAGUACUUUUCAAGCACUCGUAAGCUUAUCAUACACUUGACUGAACUUCUACUUAUCUGUUGUUUUAAAAUAAACGCUUUUAGUUUUACUCUUUUAUUUAUUUUUAUUCUUUCAUAAUGUUUACCUCAAAAUUGUUUCAUUUUUAUUUGAGUGGUUUAUCUUUUUUAUUGAUAACAGUGUUUUUAUUUCCCGACUCCGUUCAAUCACAAUCUAACGCAACGAUUACGCCGUCAACUAAAAAGUUUCCAUUAUUGAUGCCGAAGAAAUCAAUUUAUUAUGAUUUGAGAAGUCGUAAGCCGUAUGAAUUAGAACUCGACGAUACAGAGAGAUUUCCAGAUUCACCUUUAAGAUAUGUAUCACGCAGUGCUAAUGGAUGCAGCUGCAGUAAUUUGACAUGUGGAUGCUGCGCUGGUGUUAAUUUAGAAUUUUUCAAUUUUGACCAAAAAGCUUGCUCGAAUAUCACAAUGGUUCCCGAAGAAUUUGCUAUGGAUUUCCGGCUAAUUAUUAAUGACAAUGAAGUUAUGAAACAACGUGUCACUGGAAGAAAUCCUCCGCCGUUGUGCAUGCCAUUGAGUUUCUUACCGAUUGUAAGUUUCUGCGUCCGUGUCUACGAUAUCGGCAUAAUUGAUAGAAAAGUUCGUGCAUGCGUUGAUUUCGAGACUCGCAUAACAUCCUGGCCAAUUUUCGUUCUUCAUUUUAAUUGUGUCAAAGUGGGGACUGACGGUGUCACCUGGGUGCCAACUACAACUCACAACAAGCCAACAGCAGCUCUUGAAACGAGUUUCAAUCCUACGAAGCCCGGGUUUUUGGUGCCUGAAGUCUACGAUGAAGUUAAUUUUGAGCAAUCUGACCAGAUAGUCGCCUCAAAUGUUUCAGAAAUCGUCACCGAUGAUCUACCGAUUGGUUCUCUCAAAGUCUAGAUUAUUAAAAAAAAAUAUUUAUUUAUUUAUUUAUUUAUUUUAUGUUAAAAAUACAAAGAACUUUUCUCCUU